Molecule: messenger RNA, 1167 nt
Organism: Prorocentrum cordatum
Lineage: Eukaryota; Dinophyceae; Prorocentrales; Prorocentraceae
Source: the annotation of a GenBank genome assembly
AUGCUGCAGGAUCACAGCGAAUCCCACGACCGACACUCCCAGGACCUGGACGAGCGAAGGGCUGCUCACGCUUCUUUGGAGGAACGCAUGGCGUACCUUGAGAAGGAGCUGGGGGACUCCGCUCAGAACCAUGCGAGAAUGCUGCAGGAUCACAGCGAGACCCACGGCAAGCACUCCCAGGACCUGGACGAGCGAAGGGUUGCCCACGCCUCUUUGGAGGAGCGAGUGGCGUACCUUGAGAAGGAGCUGGGGGACUCCGCUGAGAACCAUGCGAGGAUGCUGCAGGAUCACAGCGAAUCCCACGACCGACACUCCCAGGACCUGGACGAGCGAAGGGCUGCUCACGCUUCUUUGGAGGAACGCAUGGCGGUCCUUGAGAAGGAGCUGGGGGACUCCGCUCAGAACCAUGCGAGGAUGCUGCAGGAUCACAGCGAGACCCACGGCAAGCACUCCCAGGACCUGGACGAGCGAAGGGCUGCCCACGCCUCUUUGGAGGAGCGAGUGGCGUACCUUGAGAAGGAGCUGGGGGACUCCGCUGAGAACCAUGCGAGGAUGCUGCAGGAUCACAGUGAAUCCCACGACCGACACUCCCAGGACCUGGACGAGCGAAGGGCUGCUCACGCUUCUUUGGAGGAACGCAUGGCGUACCUUGAGAAGGAGCUGGGGGACUCCGCUCAGAACCAUGCGAGAAUGCUGCAGGAUCACAGCGAGACCCACGGCAAGCACUCCCAGGACCUGGACGAGCGAAGGGCUGCCCACGCCUCUUUGGAGGAGCGAGUGGCGUACCUUGAGAAGGAGCUGGGGGACUCCGCUGAGAACCAUGCGAGGAUGCUGCAGGAUCACAGUGAAUCCCACGACCGACACUCCCAGGACCUGGACGAGCGAAGGGCUGCUCACGCUUCUUUGGAGGAACGCAUGGCGUACCUUGAGAAGGAGCUGGGGGACUCCGCUCAGAACCAUGCGAGAAUGCUGCAGGAUCACAGCGAGACCCACGGCAAGCACUCCCAGGACCUGGACGAGCGAAGGGCUGCCCACGCCUCUUUGGAGGAGCGAGUGGCGUACCUUGAGAAGGAGCUGGGGGACUCCGCUGAGAACCAUGCGAGGAUGCUGCAGGAUCACACGAAGGGCUGCUCACGCUUCUUUGGAGGAACGCAUGGCGUACCUUGA